Cylicocyclus nassatus is the source of this 237-nucleotide messenger RNA. NCBI's taxonomy places the organism in Eukaryota, Metazoa, Nematoda, Chromadorea, Rhabditida, Strongylidae. The record is from the annotation of a GenBank genome assembly.
AUGUCGGCUUUUGUUUUUCGCGAAGCUGAUUCCGUUGUAGCUAGAGAGGACAUGGUAGAUCAGCUAAAGAGCCCAACUGCACCCAUUACCGCAGAGAUCCCUACAGGCACCACAGCUACAUUGACUGCCACUCCUCAAGUGACAAGUACACCAUCAAGCUCUGAUGCCACAGAUGAGAAACCAGCACCGGGAGAAGGUAAGCCAGAGACAUUUACUUUACGAUGUUUAUCUUUUUAG